UCCACUUCAGUCAGCUGAGUAAAGGAGUACUUGAAGGGGGAAGUCAUUUUUGGGGUGGGGGAAGAUUCACGUAAUGCCCUUUUCUAGGCACAAACUAAGUAUUUCUAUGGUACUUUGAGAGAACAAGCAGCAUUUGCCAAGUCAAGAAAGUAAAAGCAACUUCUGUAACUUAAGACAACGACCUCCCACACCUCAUAAAAGAUGAUUGACACACUUGUAACAUCAGAAGCUCAGGACCUUCUUUACCAGUUGAACUCACUCUUGGAGCAGGAGGUGAAAUGUCAGCCAAAAGCUUGUGGUUUGCGGCUGAUUGAAACUGCUCACGACAAUGGCCUCCGGAUGACGACCAGACUUCGUGACUUUGAAGUGAAAGAUUUGCUUAGCUUAACUCAGUUCUUUGGUUUCAGUACAGAAACAUUCUCAUUAUCUGUGAACGUCUUGGACCGAUUUUUAGCCAAAAUGAAGGUACAACCAAAAUAUUUGGGCUGUGUCGGCCUAACCUGUUUCUACUUGGCUGUAAAAACCACAGAAGAAGAAAGAAAUGUGCCCCUGGCCACUGACCUGAUCAGAAUAAGUCAGUACAAGUUCACCGUGUGUGACAUGAUGCGGAUGGAGAAGAUCAUUCUGGAAAAGUUGGGCUGGAAAGUGAGAACUACAACGGCAUAUCACCUCCUAAAACUUUACCACUCACUUGUUGUUGAGAACUUAUCCAGUGAAAGACAAAAACCUUUCACUUUGGAACGUCUUGAAACUAGUCUCAAGGCCUGUCACUGCAGGCUUGGAUUCUCUAAAGCUAAGCCCUCAAUCUUGGCAUUGUCUAUAUUGGCGGUUGAGAUGCAGGAGCAGAAGCAGUUUGAAUUGGCAGAUGCAAUAGAAAGCCUACAAAAGCAUUCCAAGAUCACCAUCAGAGACCUGAUCUUCUGGAAGGAAUUGGUAUCAAAGUGCCUGGCAGAAUAUUCUUCAAGCAAAUGUUCAAAGCCAAAUGUUCAAAAGCUCAAGUGGAUUGUAUCUGGCCGUACAGCAAGACAGCUGAAGCACAGUUACUACAGAAUAGCACAUCUUCCCACAAUUCCAGAAUCUGGCUCCUAACACCUAAUGAAGUCUCAAGAAGGACAGGAAGUGUGUGUGACUUUAUUUUCUAUGGACAAUGAAGCGUGUUUGGAAUGCACAAACUGUGAAGCCUACAGAUAAUAUGGCAGCUAGCUUUUUAAGUUCUGACAUUUCAAAGAUGAAAAAGAGGCACAAAGUGGUGGCAAGGUUUGCAGUCCUCGGAGAAAUCUGCACAGAACUAGAGCUUUUUGGCCAGGAGCACUUUUCAGUAGGAGUGCUGGUGGCAAUGUGAUGCUGAGUGAGAUCCUAUAAGCCUGUGACGGGGACUGCUGUAUGUUCACUCCAAGCUGCAAGAUCAGUUUUAUGAGGGAAUGUUAUACAAAAGGGCUAAUGAAGUAUUUUAUUUAAUUAUUUAAAGGGUCUCUCCUUUACUGAUGGACUCCUCAGCAAGUCAGCCAUUGACAGGCACCAAGAAUGCACAUCCACAAAAUGCCAAGCUAAUGUGCUGUGUAUUUGCUCAGAAAAAAAGAUGCACUUUACUAUUUUUAUAUUUUAAGAUGGUGCCAUGAGGAGUUUCAAUGUUUGUUAGUUCUCGAUGUCAAGCAAUACAUGACCCAAUCUGCCUAUGCCGAUUGCCGCGGUAGUCGUCUGUUCUGCACUGUUUACGGCCACAAUCUGUCUAGCAUUUAAGUUAUUGAAAAACAAAAUUAAUUUAACCUUCUGAUAUUGGCAGAUAUUCUUCUAGUCACCUUUUGUGUCUGUUAGACCACAUUUUAGGUUCCCUCCUAUAAACUGAAAUGCAGUUGGGUUACUAAUGGUACAUGAGCAUCUAUUCUCCAGGAGGGAGAUGAGAACCAUGCUAGAAACUAAAUACUAAAACUGGGAGAAGAACUAAGUAAAAUCUACUGAAGUCACUUGCACCAGUCAAUGCACCAGUCAAUGCACCAAUGAAGAGCAUGGGCACAAGUACAGCCUCCAUUAUAUCAGAUUGCUCUGCAUUUCACGUUCCAUAUACUGGAAGAAUGUUGCCAUUGUUUAUAGUCCAGUAUAAAGAGGUUGUAUGACGUGUUCGUGUAGCAGCUGAUGGACGGCGUGUGAAAUGUCUGGUAUCUCCAAUGAACAUCUACUACAAUGUAGACCAAGGAUGCCCAAGCUAUGCCCCUCCAGCUGUUGUAAAACUACACCUCCCAGCAUGCCCGGACAGUCUACAGCUAUUGGGGAAUGCUGGGAGCUGUAGUUUUGCUACAGCUGGAGGGCUGCAAGUUGAGCAUUCCUGAACUAGACAAUAGGAGCAGCCUACAUGUUGGGAUAUUCUAGAGGGCCAAUUCCACACUGUUACAAGGCCUUGCACCUGUACAAUGCAGUAAGAAAUGUACCUUUCAAUAAAUUUAUUGGAAAGAAACA
Molecule: messenger RNA, 2454 nt
Organism: Bufo bufo (common toad)
Lineage: Eukaryota; Metazoa; Chordata; Amphibia; Anura; Bufonidae
Gene: CCNG1
Product: cyclin G1
Exons: 7
Coding region: 202-1089 (295 amino acids)
Biological process (GO): mitotic cell cycle phase transition; regulation of cyclin-dependent protein serine/threonine kinase activity
Cellular component (GO): cyclin-dependent protein kinase holoenzyme complex; cytoplasm; nucleus
Molecular function (GO): cyclin-dependent protein serine/threonine kinase regulator activity
Source: RefSeq, a predicted model, not a curated record